This is a messenger RNA of Notechis scutatus (mainland tiger snake), 2278 nucleotides long. RefSeq names its product synaptotagmin 9 (gene SYT9). The record is from RefSeq and is a predicted model, not a curated record. Gene Ontology annotation, biological process: calcium-ion regulated exocytosis. Gene Ontology annotation, cellular component: plasma membrane; exocytic vesicle; dense core granule. Gene Ontology annotation, molecular function: phosphatidylserine binding; calcium-dependent phospholipid binding; calcium ion binding. NCBI's taxonomy places the organism in Eukaryota, Metazoa, Chordata, Lepidosauria, Squamata, Elapidae.
CGUCCAAGCAUCAAGGCCGAGAAGACGAAGUUGGGAGCAGCAGACCUCGGGGGGCAACGGCGCUUACCGCCGCCUCUGCUGCUGCUGCUGCGAAACAUGCGGGCGUCUCCCCAGUUGCCUCGCUGUGGGCGCCAGACGAGAGGCGGGCAGCAGCCGAAGCCGCGCGUGUGAGCGAGCGGGGAGCUCCUCUCCUCUCACAAGGAUGCUGGGGGACGAUGCCUCGUGGCAGGGAGGACGAGAUUUGCCGAAAAGCGCUGAAACUGCUGGUCGAGCUCUGCUCCGAGGGGACGGUCGAGAACGACAGGUGCCUGGAGUUCAGCUACUACCUGCGGGACAGCGGCAGACCCCGGCCGGCCGACGCAGAUAUCACAGUAAGUUUGCUGUCCUUGGUGGUCACCGCAUGUGGACUUGCUUUGUUUGGGGUAUCUCUGUUUGUGUCCUGGAAGCUUUGUUGGGUUCCAUGGCGAGAGCGUGGCCUACUAGGCAACAAAGACAAGCAGGAAUCCUUGAACUACACAGACACAGAGACCAAUGACCAAGACUAUAGUGAGGAAUUCCUGGGACAGCCAACUACCUACCCUGACGCUUCCAUGAAAAUUAGCCACACUUCUCCAGACAUUCCAUUGGACGCUAAGGCAGGGACCAAGGAGAACUGCAUGCACAAUGUUCGGAUGCAUCGACAAAUCACAGAGCCAACACCUUCUGCUCGGCACAAUUCAAUACGAAGACAGCUCAAUCUCUCAAAUCCUGACUUCAACAUCCAACAGAUCCAGAAGCAGGAACAGCUGACGGGCAUCGGACGCAUCAAGCCAGAGCUAUAUAAGCAAAGAUCAGUAGACACCGAUGAUGGUCGGAGAAAUAAUAGCAAGUCUUGUGGGAAAAUCAAUUUCAUUGUAAAAUAUGAUUGUGACUUAGAACAACUUAUAGUGAAGAUUCACAAAGCUGUCAGCCUGCCAGCAAAGGAUUUUUCUGGAACUUCAGACCCUUAUGUCAAGAUCUACUUACUUCCAGAUAGGAAAACAAAACAUCAGACUAAAGUACAUAGAAAAACUCUUAACCCAGUAUUUGAUGAAGUUUUUUUAUUUCCUGUUCCUUACAAAGAUUUGAGUUCAAGAAAACUUCAUUUUUCUGUCUAUGACUUUGACCGCUUCUCCAGGCAUGACUUGAUUGGCCAAGUGAUAGUGGAUAAUUUUUUAGAGUUAUCUGACUUUCCUAGGGAAUGUAAUAUUUGGAAGGAUAUUGAAUAUGUCACAAAUGACAAAGUGGAUCUUGGCGAGUUGAUGUUUUCGCUUUGCUAUCUUCCAACAGCUGGCAGACUAACCAUAACUAUAAUAAAAGCAAGAAAUUUAAAAGCAAUGGACAUAACUGGAGCAUCAGAUCCAUAUGUGAAGGUGUCACUGAUGUGUGAAGGGAGACGAUUAAAGAAAAGGAAGACUUCUAUCAAGCGGAACACCCUCAAUCCUGUUUACAAUGAAGCCAUAGUCUUUGAUGUCCCUCCAGAAAGCAUUGAUCAGAUUCACUUGUCUAUAGCCGUUAUGGAUUAUGACCGUGUAGGUCACAAUGAAGUAAUUGGAGUCUGUCAAGUAGGCAACGAAGCAGAAAGUCUUGGGCGAGACCAUUGGAAUGAAAUGCUCUCCUACCCCCGAAAACCCAUUGCACGCUGGUAUCCACUUGCAGAGACACGUUGAAAAUUCUUCAACCAGCAUGGCCAUUAUGGGAAUUGAGGACCUGGAUUAGGGAAGCUGAUGUAGACCAAGACAUCUUGAUUACAGUAUUUUUUUAAAAUACUCUGGAGUUAUGUGGUUUGGUUAAUCAGAUUUGUAAACCAGUGUUGAGAAAGUCUGAUAUCACCGAUUCAUGCCAUCACAUGCAUAACAGAGAAAAGAAUCAAAAGAAAUGCUUCAUUGCAGAGUUCUGCUCCUGAGGAUACAGUCUCAUCCUUAAAGAUCAUAGGCUAAAUAUCCCAUUUUUGCUUCUAUGUUAAGUUCUCAAUUAACAAAUCAAUUUUAGAGAAUAAAGGAUCUCCAGACCUGUACAUGCAUAGCCACACACAGACGGGCACACAUAUUUCAUGCUACUUCACCUCCUAAAAAUUUGAGUGUAAUCAGCCAUUUAAAACUCUACUAUAUUUUCUAGAUGCCUCUGCAGGUGAUUGUGGGUGCUUAUUUGUCAAUCAAAUUUAUAUAGUUGCCUACCUCAGAAAUAUGAUUCUGGGUGGUGCACAAAAAAAUAGUCUAAAACAUCUGUGUUGUUGUUAGUUGCAAAAUCGUGUCCGACC